Achroia grisella is the source of this 1170-nucleotide messenger RNA. RefSeq lists its product as uncharacterized. The record is from RefSeq and is a predicted model, not a curated record. Bases 1 to 1170 code for a protein of 389 amino acids. NCBI's taxonomy places the organism in Eukaryota, Metazoa, Arthropoda, Insecta, Lepidoptera, Pyralidae. The transcript has a single exon.
AUGGCUUCAGCACCUUACCUUGCAAUAAAAACCAUGAGACAGCUUGCUAAAGAUGAAAAUACACAGUAUCCUGUUGCCUCGAAAAUUGUGAAUUCAGACUUUUAUAUGGACGAUGUAUUAACUGGUUUUGAUAAUGUGAGCGAUGCGAUAAAUGCACAAAAAGAGUUAGCAGAAAUGUUAUUGAAAGGAAAAUUUGAAUUACAAAAAAUAUCUUCAAAUAGUCAAGAAUUUAUGAAUUCAAUAGAUCCUGAGAAAAGAGUGAAUAGUAUUGUAUUAGAUAUAAAUCAUAAAGAGACUGUGAAGACUUUGGGUAUUAUGUGGGAGACAAAUGAGGACAGUUUAAAAAUAGCACCUACUUAUAUGAAAAGCGAAAAUACUAAUUUACUUACUAAGAGAAAUAUAUUGCGCCAGAUAGCUUCUUUAUUCGAUCCUAUGGGUUGGUUAUCACCUGCCAUAAUUAAAGCAAAGAUAUUUAUGCAAAAGCUCUGGCUAAAACCAGUAGAUUGGGAUAAAGAACUGUCGAAUGAUCUGAAAGAAGAAUGGAAUAAAUAUAAAAAUGAUUUACCUGUACUGUCCGAAAUCAAGAUUCCUAGAUGGAAUGAACGUCCUAGUGAUGUGGACGUGGAGUUACAUGGAUUUGCAGACGCCUCGCAAUCAGCAUAUGCGGCCGUAGUUUAUACUAGAGUAUUGAGUAAUAAUAAAAAUCCCUGCCAAACAACGUUGAUCAUGGCAAGAACUAAAGUUGCGCCUGUAAAACAAAUAUCUUUACCGCGCUUGGAACUAUGUGCAGCAGCAUUGUUAAGUAAAUUACUUAAACAUGUUAUGAGAAUACUUUCCAUUGAUACCAGUAAAACAUUUGCUUGGUCUGACUGCAAAGUAACAUUGGCCUGGAUAAAAGGCGAUCCAAAUAAAUGGACACCAUUUGUUAAAAAUAGAGUUAUAGAAAUUAGAAACAAUUUGAAUAUUCAGUGGUUGUACAUUAAUACAAAAGAGAACCCCGCUGAUCCAGCAUCACGAGGAUUAUUACCCAGUGUACUAAAAGAGAGUCAUUUAUGGUGGCAAGGUCCAGAAUUUCUGCAAAUGUCUAAUUUUAUGUUACCAAAAGAUAUAAUUCCUGAAACAGAGUUGGAAAAAAGAGUUCAGAUUAAAUGUAUAAUACGACAGUUAUAA